Suillus subaureus is the source of this 798-nucleotide messenger RNA. Its product is annotated as kinase-like domain-containing protein. Gene Ontology annotation, biological process: protein phosphorylation; signal transduction. The record is from RefSeq and is a predicted model, not a curated record. The transcript has 2 exons. NCBI's taxonomy places the organism in Eukaryota, Fungi, Basidiomycota, Agaricomycetes, Boletales, Suillaceae. The coding region runs from base 90 to 566 and encodes 158 amino acids. Gene Ontology annotation, cellular component: cytoplasm. Gene Ontology annotation, molecular function: protein kinase activity; ATP binding.
GUUCGUAUUCCCUAUCCUAUUGUUAUUUUUGUUCUUGAUGUCCAUCUAGUCCACUCGGAGAAUGUUAUUCACGGAGACCUCCAUCCCGUAUGUGUGGCCGUCUCUUUGUGGAUAUUGCACUCAUUCAUAAACCUCAGGCAAAUGUACUCAUAGAUGGUGUGGGGAAUCCACUUCUCACCGAUUUCGGUCUCGCAACAGUUGUAGGAGACCCAGAUUUGCAGUGGGGUAGCACAACCGCAGGCAGCGACUUCAAUCCUCGAUGGCGGGCGCCCGAGGUCAUUGGAAUCAAGGGUGACCCUGAACUACCGACUUUCGAGAGUGAUAUAUAUUCCUUUGGCGGUGUCAUGAUUUUUGUGGUCUCGGGGGACGUGCCAUGGAAACAUAAGGGGGCAUUUCAAAUUGUCGCUGCGCUGGCGGAACGAGCCAACCCUGUCAGUGCACGUCCCCACAACAUUCUAGACAAUCACUGGGUCUUGAUUCAGAAAUGCUGGUCUUGGGACCCAUUGGAUCGCCCGAGGGCUGUGGAAGUGCUUGGAUGUAUUCAUCAGUUUUCAUUCAUCCAUUAGUCCGCCUCACUUACUGAAACCCACUAGCUAUACGUGUGACGGGACUCGCAAUUGAAGAGUGAGUUUUCCUCCACUAUGUGCCCUUCACCUUUUGUCAUACUUUGCAGCAAUACCCUUGGCGACUUCACAUCUCAAAUUUUUGACGCGUUAAAGCUCGGACGCCCGUAUGCAUCUGUAUCCUUCGGCGCAGUUUAUCGGUGCAGCAUCAAAACCGACGAAGGCACUAUGGAGG